ACAGGAGUGCAAAACAAAAAAAGAGGCAAAACCUGCCUCUCCCUCCCCUUCCCCCAACCUGGAUCCUUCCUGCAGACUGCGUGCAAGUCCCCCCUAGGGUCUCCUGUUCUAUAGGUGGAGGUGAUUCAAGGUGUAGGGUGGUGUGGUUUUUUUUGGGCUCUUCUAUUUCAUUUUUGGGGGAGCCCAGGUGAAAGUAUUUCUGUGUAUAUAGGUAGGGUUCUUUUUUUUUUGUAGCAUAUUGUUUUAUUUUUUUGUUACUUUUCACCAUGACUGCUGUUUCCCCGGAUUACCUGGUGGUUUUAUUCACAACAACUGCUGGGGCUAAUGGGAGUAAAUUGGGCUCAGAUGAGAAAGAGGUGAUUCAGCUGCUGUGGAAAGUCAUUAAUCUGGCCAAUAAAAAGGUGGGGGAGCUGCAUGAGGUUACAGUCAGACCUGACCACCUGGAGCUGACGGAAGAAUGUAAAGAAAUCACACAGAUUGAAACCGACGACCUCUAUGUGGCCGCACAGUUGGAACAAGCUCUGCAACAGUUUAACCAAUCCGUAGGCAAUGAACUGAAUAUUGGCGUGGGUACUUCAUUCUGUAUAUGCACCGAUGGGCAACUCCAUGUAAGACAAGUUCUUCACCCUGAAGCAUCCAAAAAGAAUAUAUUGCUCCCAGAAUGCUUCUACUCCUUUUUUGAUCUGCGAAAAGAAUUCAUGAAGUGCUGCCCUGGAUCGAGCGAUAUAAAUGAGUUGGAUGUACAUGCAAUGGCGAGCUUCUUGGGGUUUGAAAAGAAAAAUACACACUACAGAUAUGGAGCCUCAGAAGUCGAUGAUAUGGGAGAUAUAAUUGUAACGUUGAUUUCAGAACCCUACAAUUACAAGUUUUCAGACCCCGAAAGAGUAAACUACAAAUUUGAAUCUGGUACCUGCAAAUUGGAGAUGAUUGAUGAUAACACCAUUAUCAGAGCAAGAGGAUUACCGUGGCAGUCGUCGGACCAGGAUAUUGCACGAUUUUUCAAAGGCCUGAACAUUGCGAAGGGUGGAGCUGCCCUUUGUCUCAAUGCUCAGGGUCGAAGAAAUGGUGAAGCCCUUGUGAGGUUUGUAAGCGAAGAGCACAGAGACCUGGCAUUGCAGAGGCACAAGCAUCAUAUGGGGAAUAGAUACAUUGAGGUAUAUAAAGCAACUGGAGAAGAUUUUCUGAAAAUUGCAGGAGGUACCUCCAAUGAAGUGGCACAGUUUUUGUCCAAGGAGAAUCAGGUGAUUGUGCGUAUGAGAGGAUUGCCUUUUACUGCCACUGCAGAAGAAGUACUUGCAUUUUUUGGCCAGCAGUGCCCAGUUACUGGAGGAAAGGAAGGAAUACUCUUCGUCACCUAUCCAGAUAACAGGCCAACAGGAGAUGCUUUUGUGCUCUUUGCCUGUGAGGAGUAUGCACAGAAUGCACUGAAAAAGCACAAAGAAUUGCUUGGAAAGCGCUAUAUUGAGCUCUUCAGGAGCACUGCCGCAGAGGUGCAGCAGGUCCUGAACAGAUAUUCCUCUGCGCCUCUAAUCCCACUUCCCACCCCUCCCAUCAUUCCUGUACUACCUCAGCCGUUCAUUCCUCCAGUAAAUGUGAGGGAUUGCAUACGCCUCCGGGGGCUUCCUUAUGCUGCUACUAUUGAGGAUAUCUUGGAGUUUUUGGGAGAGUUCUCUGCAGAUAUCAGGACACAUGGGGUCCACAUGGUACUCAAUCACCAAGGCCGCCCAUCCGGGGACUCGUUUAUACAGAUGAAAUCGGCAGACCGGGCAUACCUGGCAGCACAGAAGUGCCACAAGAAGACCAUGAAGGACAGAUAUGUGGAGGUGUUUCAAUGUUCAGCAGAGGAAAUGAACUUUGUCUUAAUGGGGGGAACUUUAAAUCGCAAUGGCUUGUCCCCGCCGCCAUGUAAGUUACCAUGUCUUUCUCCACCAUCUUACACAUUCCCAGCCCAGGCAGCCGUUAUUCCUACAGAAGCUGCAGCUCUCUAUCAGCCCUCGCUGCUCCUGAACCCUCGCAGUUUGCAACCAUCUGCUGCCGCCUACUAUCCCGCAGGUGCUCAACUCUUCAUGAACUACACAGCAUAUUAUCCCAGCCCUCCAGGAUCUCCAAGCAGUCUUGGGUUCUUCCCAGCAUCUGCCGGUGUCAGCACAAUGCCCCCUCAUAAUACAGGUGCAAUGGUACGCAUGCAGGGGCUGGCAUACAAUUCUGGUGUAAAGGAUAUUCUCAAUUUCUUCCAAGGCUAUCAGUACUCUCCAGAAGAUGGACUUCUGCCAGUGAAUGAUCAGGCACGGGCGUUGCUUACUCACCCCAAAGAAUGGGUUUGUAUUUAGAGGAGCCCAGCGUGCCAGUGUUUGAAGAGAAGGCUUAUGAAUUCUGGAUACAUAUGUAUUGCUUGCCAAACCGGGAUGCUUUGGUCCCAUCCAUGAUUAUUCAAUCAGCCAAACGAGCACUGCAAACUCCUCACCUGAUCGGCACCUUCAAUAUCGCUCUCUGCCUGAAACUACAGGUGAACUUUGAUUGGUCCAACAGCCCUUGGAAUGGGCUUGACCGGAUGCUAGCAAGCUAGUCGCACACCUUACUCUGGUAUCUCCCUUGCCAAAACCAAGUCAAAGAACAUCCAUCCUAGCCUAAAGCCUUCUAAGGGAAUCCAAGAGACUUUCUAUUUAAACAAUAGACUUGCGGCAAAUGUGCCUUCCGUUGGAGAGGUACACUUUCCAUUUGCUGGAGAAAGCUUAGCAGCAGCAGUAACAGAAAAAAAAAAAAAAAAAAAAAAAAAAAACUAAAUAUGAAAUAAAAUAUAUAAAUAUUUAAAAAAUAUAGCAUUUAUUUUAGAACUACUGUUUAAACAUUUUUCUGCUGGAGCAAAAAUAAAAAAAAUUUUUAGAUGCCAAUUUAUUUUCUGCUUAAACAUUAAAUUUUUUGGACCCUUCCUGGGUCUGUAUUUUUUUUGUAAGAUUUUUUUUUUUUACUCAAGAAGUUGCUCAAAAUAAAACUGAUCCUUCCUAUUUCUCUGUUUUUUUUUUUUUUAAUUUGCUGGUUACACCCCUUGUAGCAGGUUCGGCUGAACUGCUUAUGUACUCUUAACAUCUGCUUUUGUGCUGCACAUCCGCUUGUUACAUUAUCCUCAUGUGCUAAGAGAUGUAUUUACUAAAUGCCACCUCCUGAUGAGUUUAGAUCUUUGGUACUUGCCUGGUACGACUAAGGAUAUCUAUUGCAAGCAAGAGAUUCCGCUGAUUUUUGUUGCAAUCUACCAUAGAAAUAUCAAAGUUGCCACUCUCCACCUGUUGUCGAGCUACGUCUACCAGCAUUCAUUUUCUGGGGAGGAUUCUGGGAAUUGUAGUACAGCAGUUGGCAGGUCAAAGGCUUAGCAACCCUAUUGUAGUUGAUGUUAACUGUGUAAUAAUGUUUGUUUUGUUACUUUCUAACGCAAAGGUUAAAGAACCUACAGUUUUGGCUUUAAGUAACCAGGUAUUUCAUGGUCUUUGUUUAAAGCACUUGAUUUUGAAAAGGGAACAGUACUUGAUAUUUGUGCUUUACUGAUGACAUGAUGUGCCUCUAUUGUAGGAAUGAAAAUCCUGCAAAAUCUUGCAAUAAAAUGAGAUUUAAAAAAAAAAAAAAA
Xenopus laevis (African clawed frog) is the source of this 3619-nucleotide messenger RNA. It is a transcript of the gene esrp1.L, whose product is annotated as epithelial splicing regulatory protein 1 L homeolog. Gene Ontology annotation, biological process: regulation of RNA splicing. Gene Ontology annotation, cellular component: nucleus. NCBI's taxonomy places the organism in Eukaryota, Metazoa, Chordata, Amphibia, Anura, Pipidae. Bases 267 to 2330 code for a protein of 687 amino acids. The transcript is spliced from 16 exons. The record is from RefSeq and is a predicted model, not a curated record. Gene Ontology annotation, molecular function: nucleic acid binding; RNA binding.